ACUCGACUGGCGCCAUCCUUUCACUUCCAAUACUUCCGCUGCCACAGAUGCUUCACGGAGUUGACAUCCAUACACCAUAGAACUCCCACAAAUAUGUCACACACUCCACGCCCGGCUCUACAACAUGCUGUUGGCCAUACCUGCCAGCCCGCGAAUGCAACCUAUGUGCCUCGCCGCUGGCGCAGGCUUGGAGCCUGUGAUCGGUGGUUCGUUUCGCCGAGCGAGAAUGCCCUCAGUCAAUGAGCUAGGUCCGGGGACUCUCACGCACAUCCUCCUUCAAUCAACACUUCACAAUACCAACCAGCGAGUCCAGUCCAAUCACCACGAGAAUACCUGCGACUCGCGGCCGCCUUUGCUACCAGCGAACAUUGCCUUAGUGUCGAGGACACCAAGUGGCAAUGGCGGCAUCCCGCCCAAAGAUGAACCUCCUCUCCCUUCCAGCCGAGAUCCGGUUGAUCAUAGGCGAGGAUGUGCUCGAGGCCCCAAGGGAGAUUGAGCUUUCGCAAACUGGCGGAAGGACAUCCAACACGUGGGAAGCUGCGACUGGGGAGCACUACGACCUUGACACUCAGAGGAUCACCGACAUCCACAACAUAAAGUUUCUCGGCAACGUGCUGACAGCCGGAGGUCCGAUCAGCAUGCUGCGACACUGCUUCAGCAGCUUCGACGAUCUCUAUCUAUUCUUGUCAGCACACAGACCAGCAGCACUCACGCAAAUCCGCUACAUGGUUGUCCACUGGUCAUGGCUUCCUCCAGUUGGGGAGAUGCAGGCAAUGCUGGCGGGUACAGGACCAGCACCCGAUCCUCGAGCUGUCGGAGUUGCAAUUAACGGACGGGGCCAGCAUGACCAUAUCCUGGCGCUGCUGUCGCACGCGUCGCGGCUGGAGCGCUUUGCACUACGGAUCGACAUGACCAACCACUACGACUCAAAUGGUGCGUUCGAUCAACAUAUGACCGAGACAAUGCUGUCAGGAGCAUUAACGUCGAUCGAGAACAUCUUCUUACACACACCCGAUGAAGAUGACGGCGCCAACAUGUCCACUGUGACACGGUUGAUCAACCUCCCGGGAUUCUGUCUCGAGCUUCGCAUGUGCACCUAUGACGAUUCUACCAUGAAUCUGGUCGAACACCAGAUUGUCGACUUGGCUUCACUCAAGGAUGGCCUGCCCAUCGACUUUGGUGCCAACCUGCCAUCGUACGCGUUCUGGACCAGCGCGGACACUCGCAACCGUGUCAAAGAGCUCAGCAUCAAGAUCCAUCGCCGCCAGCUGCACCAUGCCACACUUCCCAGGCCUCCUCUUCCCACCGUCUCUGGCACUACACGUAUGAAGGCUGCCUAUAACGCCAGCGGUCUCACUGUUAGUGGUCUUUAUAAGGAUGUCCAAUGGCUAGACCGACUAGACCAGCCACCGAGUUCUCGAACCAGGCGGAGCAGCAAGCUCACGAGCCACAAUACCAUCGCCAAACGCGCAGCACGGCUUGUGGACCCAGCCGACGGGCUAAUCAAGCAGUCCAUCAAAGUACGAGCGAUUUACCUGUCCGGUGAGCGCAUCAUGGCUGCAGUCCGCCGCUGGGGUGGCAAUGAUGACCAGCACGUUCCGCUGUCUGCGCUUAUGAGCGACGACGGUCUCGAUGCGUUGAGCCACUUCCUCGCCGCACCAGCCGCCGAUCUCCGAGUCAUAUUCACUGCCGUCGGCCCUCUGAAACUCCUAGAGGAGCUUGGCGGCUGCCCCUGUCGACGAAGCAAAGCGCUGAAGAAAAUACAGUGCAUCUUGGAGGAGGCCGCUGCACCGCAGUGAUUCAGGCCAGGCCAAUCAUUCGUGGACCACAAGGAUUCGAUGAACAUACAGCAAGGUUAUUGUGUGUUAUUGACUACUGGAUGAGUUGUUAGGAAUUUUUGUGGCUACGGCACAAAUGUUUCCAUGCCAAGUCUGUUUGUCGAUAUGUCGAUAUGGUGUUGUUUCUGAUCUGGGGAUGUUAUCAGUACCUCGAAGACAGAUGAAUUACCUAGGCCGUACGUCCUUGGGAGAUUCCUGCUGUCUUUUACACGAUAGUGUCUGCAAAUGGACUGUUUGUAUGCCAUAACAUGGUAAUCGUGUCUGUGGCUCCCGGUGGCGGUCUGUCGGUGAAUCGUAACAGCUUGAUAACUACAGCAGAUUGAGGACCCGGCGGCU
This is a messenger RNA of Microdochium trichocladiopsis, 2174 nucleotides long. RefSeq lists its product as uncharacterized. The record is from RefSeq and is a predicted model, not a curated record. The transcript is spliced from 3 exons. The coding region runs from base 399 to 1799 and encodes 466 amino acids. NCBI's taxonomy places the organism in Eukaryota, Fungi, Ascomycota, Sordariomycetes, Xylariales, Microdochiaceae.